UUUUUUUUUCCGGUAAAAAAAAAUCCAAUUAUUUUUUCGAAAUUCCAGUCCUGUCCUCAACAACAACAAGUAGUAACUGGUUACUGGCGAACGGACGGAAAAGCGGGCACCCAUCAUCUUCGCGCUAAAAAAAAGCGAACAUUUCAUGUUUUUCUCCUGGGAAAUUACAAUUUCGCCCUUCUAUUCCCUUUCUUUUUCUUGCAGGUGAAGAAAAUUCAAAACUCCGAACCAAAAAACGAUAAACAAAUUCAAAAGCACAACAAUAAAAAACAUACGCGCACUCACGCGCCGCCACAGGCGAUCCUCGAAAGCUCAAGAUGAUGAUGGAACCGCCGAAGCCAGGAACGAACCAAGCAUCUCAGAUUCCGCACGGAGCGGGAUCGGGGCGCACCUUUCCGUCGUCCGGUAGCGCGAAAAAGUCUGUGCAUUGGAGCCCCGAAUUGGUAACGGAAUCCACCUUCGUGUCUUCACCUCAGGAAUCGCGCUUCAAUCCACGCGCCUAUUUCUCUCCCUCUUUCUCUUCUCCUCCUUCGUCGACUUCUUCGCAAUCCGCGACCACAGUAACCUUCUUUGAGACGGUGGUGACCGUUAGGAACGUGCUUGGAAGAUGGGGAAAGAAGGUGGGGGAAGCAACUCGGAGAGCUGAGAGUCUCGCCGGAAACACGUGGCAGCACUUGAAAACAAGCCCCAGUUUUGCUGAAGCUGCUAUGGGAAGAAUUGCUCAGGGAACAAAGGUCCUGGCAGAAGGUGGAUAUGAGAAGAUUUUUCUGCAUACAUUUGAGACAGUUCCUGAGGAACGGCUUCUGAAUUCUUUUGCAUGUUAUCUAUCAACAUCAGCUGGUCCAAUAAUGGGGGUUUUGUAUAUCUCUACUGUAAAGAUUGCAUAUGCUAGUGAUAAUCCUAUUUCCUAUCAAUCUGAUGAUAACCGAACCGAAUGGAGCUAUUAUAAGGUAGCUAUUCCACUAUACGAGCUAAAAGCAGUGAAUCCUUCGUCAAACACAGCCAAUCCUGCUGAGAAGUACAUCCAGGUGAUAUCUGUGGACAACCAUGAAUUUUGGUUUAUGGGGUUCUUGAACUAUGAAGGUGCUGUGGAAUGCCUACAAGAAGCUUUUCUAUCUGCCAAAUCCUUACGAUUUGAAGCAUAGUCUCCAGGUUAUAUAAAUCAGAGAAUUUAGAUCUUCAAAUAUAUGUCAUGCCUUGUUCAGGUAGGUGUUUGUAGAUUUUGUUAUUAUAUUCUUGGAACCGUUAAUAAAUUAUCUCGCUCCUUGC
Arachis ipaensis is the source of this 1269-nucleotide messenger RNA. RefSeq names its product GLABRA2 expression modulator-like. The record is from RefSeq and is a predicted model, not a curated record. Lineage: Eukaryota; Viridiplantae; Streptophyta; Magnoliopsida; Fabales; Fabaceae.